Peronospora farinosa is the source of this 630-nucleotide messenger RNA. Lineage: Eukaryota; Oomycota; Peronosporomycetes; Peronosporales; Peronosporaceae. The record is from the annotation of a GenBank genome assembly.
AUGAAAGGCCUUAAUCUUAAUGGUGUCAUAGAGUUUUGCCGUGUGCUGACACGUCAACCGCAGCUUCUUUUGCCACAAGUCUCUGUGAAAGAUGUGACGGAAGUGCCUUUCCAGACACUUCGAGACCGAGGAUUCCGUGGUGUGAUUUUUGACAAAGACAAUACGUUGACGGUGCCGCACAAAUUGGAAAUUGCAUCGCAUUUAGAGUCCUCUUUGGCUGAAUGCCGACGAGUGUUUGGGGACUCGAGUGUUGUUAUUUUCUCCAAUUCGGCUGGAUCUUCAGACGACACGGACGGAGUGGAAGCCGAGAAGAUUGAAGAAAAAUUGCAUGUUGCUGUACUUCGUCAUAAUCAGAAGAAACCUGGAGGCAUUGGAUUUGUGAAAACCCACUUCGGUACAGUCGAUAUAAAGACACUGGUUGUGAUUGGCGAUAGAUACUCGACAGACGUACUGUUUGGAAAUCUCAAUGGACUUCUUACAAUUCGGACAGAGCAAUUUACACCUAAAAGUGAGAGUAUUGUUAAUCGACAACUGCAACGCAUUGAAAAGGCAGCUGUACGAAUGCUACUCGGUGCUGGAGUGAAGCCGCUUACACAUCCACUUUGGGAUGGCGUUGAUACCAAGGAGUAA